Cucurbita pepo subsp. pepo (vegetable marrow) is the source of this 2607-nucleotide messenger RNA. The record is from RefSeq and is a predicted model, not a curated record. NCBI's taxonomy places the organism in Eukaryota, Viridiplantae, Streptophyta, Magnoliopsida, Cucurbitales, Cucurbitaceae.
AUGUUCUUAUCUUUAAUUCUUUUGGUUGUUCUCUGUUCAGAUGAAUGCUCGGCAUUUGAUGCACUGCAAACUUUAGCUGAUUUGUCUUUGAUGAUGCCAGACACUACUGCUGACACUGAGCCUUCUGCAAAGGUUAAAGAAGAAAAUCUUGAUGUCAUGGACAAGUCUAAAAUGAAAGGGAAUCAUUCAGUUGUGGGAGCUGGAAUCUCUGCUUCCAAGACAUCUAAGACGGGAAAGGCUUCAGGCAACAAUGUUGGUCCUAUUCCUGAAGCAGAAGGAAUUCAAGGAUCCAAUAAUGGAAAUCGUAAAAGGAAACAGAAGUCCUCUCCAUUUAAAAUUUCAUCUAAAGAUGAAGAUAGCAAUGAUUCUCGUGUCAAUGACACUCCAAAAACUAAGGCUACAGAUGAUGGAAAGAGUUCUUUUGGUAAAGUUAAACGGUCCCCUCAUAAUGCUGGACUGGCAAAAUCUAGCAAAAUAUCAAAACCUCUAGAUCAUCAUUCAUCUUCUAGUACUGACCAUAAAAGAGAAGAUGGUGACUAUGCUUUAUCCACAACACAAGUUCCAUCAAUUAACCCAAUCAGCUUGCCUACCAAAAUGAGGAGCAGGCGGAAGAUGGACCUGCUGAAGUCGCAAAGAGAUUCAAAGAUUGCUGAUAACAUUUUGAUUGAUCAACUUAAUGUAACUGCUCAUUCAUUAGAUGAUAGACCACAUGAUCUCAAGGAGCAGCAUUCUAAUUGCCUAUCUUGGCAUAAAUUGCGUAGAUGGUGUGUUUUUGAGUGGCUCUACAGUGCAAUUGAUUUCCCAUGGUUUGCAAAAUGUGAGUUUGUAGAGUACUUAAAUCACGUUGGAUUAGGUCACAUUCCUAGAUUGACACGUGUUGAAUGGGGUGUUAUUCGAAGUUCCCUUGGGAGACCGCGGAGAUUCUCUGCACAAUUCUUGAAGGAAGAAAAACAGAAGCUAAAUCAAUAUAGGGAAUCUGUUAGGAAACACUAUGCUGAACUUCGUGCAGGCACAAGGGAAGGACUUCCAACCGAUUUAGCUCGGCCAUUAUCUGUUGGACAGCGUGUUAUUGCCAUUCAUCCAAAAACAAGAGAGAUCCACGAUGGAAGUGUACUUACUGUUGACUAUAGCAGGUGUCGUGUUCAGUUUGACCGACCUGAACUUGGGGUUGAAUUUGUCAUGGAUAUCGAGUGUAUGCCUUUAAAUCCAGUUGAAAACAUGCCUGCAAAUUUGUCAAGACAUGGCGUGACUCUCGAUAAGAUAUUUGGUAAUCUCAAUGAGGUUAAAAUUAAUGGCUUACUGAAGGAAGCGAAGAUUGAAGACUAUAUAAAAUCAACCAGUAACGAUAAACUUGAAAGCACCGAUGGUUCUGUGUUUAUUUCCCCUUCCACUCAUCAUAUCAACAAAUUAAUUAAACAGGCAAAGGUCGACCUUGGGUGCUCUAAUCUACAAACUAAAUUUGGGCUUAAUGAGACUGUCGGUAUCCAACAGGAGGCAAGUUCCCAACUUUCUGUCCUUGCUCAAAUUCAAGCUAAAGAAGCUGAUGUUCAUGCUCUGUCUGAAUUGUCACGUGCACUUGACAAGAAGGAGGUGGUGGUGUCUGAAUUGAAGCGCUUGAAUGAUGAGGUGUUGGAAAACCAAAUAAAUGGAGACAACUUGCUCAAGGAUUCAGAGAACUUUAAGAAGCAAUAUGCUGCUGUGCUAUUACAGUUGAAUGAAGUUAAUGAACAGGUCUCCUCUGCUCUGUAUAGCUUGAGGCAGCGCAAUACGUAUCAAGGGACUUCACCAUUAAUGUUCCUCAAGCCAGUGCAUGAUUUGGGUGACCCUUGCUCUUAUGCUCAAGAACCCGGUUCCCAUGUGGCUGAAAUUGUGGGAAGUUCCAGAGCAAAGGCUCAAACAAUGAUCGAUGAAGCAAUGCAGGCAAUUCUUGCUCUGAAAAAAAGAGAAAGUAAUUUGGAGAACAUUGAAGAAGCCAUUGAUUUUGUGAGAAAUAAACUCUCAGUAGAUGAUUUGGCCUUGCCAACUGUGAAAUCAACAUCUGCAGAUACUAGUAAUGCCACUCCAGUAUCUCAGAAUCAUUUCAAUGCGGGUGCAUCAAACCCAUCAGCUGCUAAUUAUGUAGUUGGUUCCAAGUCCAAUAGCCCAUCCGACAAGCCUGAAGUGGAGAUCCCUUCAGAACUUAUUGCGCACUGUGUAGCCACUUUACUCAUGAUUCAGAAAUGCACAGAACGACAGUUUCCGCCAGCUGAUGUUGCUCAGGUACUGGAUUCUGCUGUCAAUAGUUUGCAGCCAUGUUGUCCUCAGAACCUUCCACUAUAUGCAGAAAUACAGAAAUGCAUGGGAAUUAUAAGGAGCCAGAUACUUGCGCUUAUACCUACAUAGGUUCAAAUCUGCUUCCCAUGUGUUAAGACAAAUUGAAAAGGUGAGUAAAUACGUCUUAGAUAUAAUAUUUUGGCCUCACUUUUUGAAUUAUAAAUGUGUAUCUCCUUGGCUAUCAGUUUCUUUGUCUGACUGUACCAUAGACUGGAAUUAUGUAUAAAUCCUUGUAGUUUGAGCAAAUUGUAGUUUCAUUGAAUGAAAAUCAAUCUUCUACCUGCUUCUGCAUUA